Messenger RNA from Diuraphis noxia (Russian wheat aphid), 380 nucleotides. RefSeq lists its product as uncharacterized. NCBI's taxonomy places the organism in Eukaryota, Metazoa, Arthropoda, Insecta, Hemiptera, Aphididae. The record is from RefSeq and is a predicted model, not a curated record.
AUGAAAUCAAAACUGGAUUAUUGGACUAAUGUUCUCCAUCGAGUUAUUGCAACAAUUACUUUCUUGGCUGAAAAAGGACUACCAUUCCGUGGUAAAAAUAAUGAAUUUGGCUCAGUACAUAAUGRCAAUUAUAUGGGAUGUUUAGAACUUAUAGCUAAAUUUGAUCCUUUUUUGUCGGAACAUAUUUCUAAAUACGGUAACCAAGGGAAAGGCAAUGUUUCAUAUCUAUCCUCGAUAAUAUGUGAUGAGUUUUUAAGUUUAAUGAACAAUUUGGUUCUAAGAAAAAUUGUUGCUGAAAUWAUUGAAGCUAAGUACUUUUCAAUCAUAGUAGAUUCUACUCCAGAUAUCAGUAAACAAGGUCAAUUAACUGUUGUGAUUCG